Hippocampus comes (tiger tail seahorse) is the source of this 1014-nucleotide messenger RNA. RefSeq names its product classical arabinogalactan protein 9-like. The record is from RefSeq and is a predicted model, not a curated record. The transcript has 2 exons. Bases 181 to 927 code for a protein of 248 amino acids. NCBI's taxonomy places the organism in Eukaryota, Metazoa, Chordata, Actinopteri, Syngnathiformes, Syngnathidae.
CGAAGAUCUCCCUCCGCUCGUCUGAGGGAUGAAGCGCCAUCUGAAGAAACAUCACGGGGAUCCGUUUGCACUCCGUCCUCGUCCUUGGCGUCCCCUUCCGCGGCGGACGAACUCUCGCCGACCCCCUUUUCCCGCGCCCGCUCUCGUCCGUCUGCCGCGCGUCACCCGAAGCCGGAUCCCAUGAGCGAAGGCGGCUCCCUGCAGCAACGCACCACCUACCUCAUCUCCCUCACCUUGGUCAAGGUAGAGGCGGUGGAGGAGAAUGGAGGGGCGGUCCGCAGCGUUUCCUCGGGGGCGAGCCGGGCGGAAGGAGCCGGGGUCGAGCCGGAAACCCAAACGCCCGGCGGGGCUGGCGAAACCCGGUCCCGGGCGCCGGCGGCCGAGGUUUUCGGCCGAGGGCUCGAAGCGAACGGGGCCGCGGGCGAAGGCGGGGAACCUCCGAGCGAGCCCAAAGAUGCCGACGCCCCCCGAACUGCCGGCGAGAAACCGCCGCCGCGCAGACCUCCGGUCCCCGCGCAGCCCGAGAGAGCCCGGACUCCGACGUCCGCCGACCCGGAGGAAAUCCGCCGCGCCCCCGAAGCCAAGCAAUCCCGGCCUCCCUUUUUGACCGGCACCCCCCCGACGGAGACCCCCGAACCCGUUCGCACUCCCGCCAGAACCGGCCCGCCCAUCCGUCCGCUGGGCCAGAGGCCGGCGAGUCUCGUGAAAUCCCGCGGCGGCGCGGCCCCCCGAGGCCGGGACGCCAGGGAGGGUCGGGAUCGCAGCCCCGCCUCGGCCCAGAGUCUCGAUCGCAAGGACUGCCGAACGCCCGCGCGCUCCCCGGGCCCUUGCAGGGCCUCGUGGGCCGAGGCCAGCGGGACCCGAGCGUGGAGGGACGCGCGGGACGAGGUCCCGGCCGAGAUAGGGGGCAGGGCGUCCCCCGCGUGAGCGUCAGCAGCUUGGAUUCAGAGCUCCUGUUCCAACAGAACACGGUGAGGUCACCGCUUGACUCUUGCCGGGUCAGCAAACACAAAG